ACUCUCUCAGUGUGAGGGUAACAGUUGUCGUGUGUGGGUGUUAUUGCUGAUGUUUGACACGGCUUCUCCACGUCACUGCUGCUGUUGACAUUUCCCAACACCACCUGGUUACUGUUGAUACUUCCCUGCUCCCACAUUGCUGCUGCUGACACUUGUGCUAACACUCCUUCCACAUACCUGCUCUUGCUUCAUCACCCAGGUCUGAGCGAUACCUGUGUCUCGCGCAGCAGCCACUGCCACCACAGCUGCAGUACCACCAUCACCGUCACCACAUUUGUAGAUACGCUACCACCACCACAGUUCCAGAGCCACCACCACAACACCUGUAUAAUAACCACACCAUCAUAACCACCACCCAUUAAACCUGCUAAAACACAGUUUCAACUGUCAAACUACCACCACUGCCACACCUACCGAGCAACGACCACUGAGAUACCAACAUACUCACCAUCACUCACACCAUCACAACAUUUAUAAACAAGAACCACUUACAAAACUACCAUCGCACACAAAACCAACCACAUCCAUCACACUUACAAAACCACUACCACAUACACAAAACCACAUCCAUCACACUUACAAAACCACUACCACAUACACAAAGUAACGACCACUAUCGAAGCCACAAAUAACUUUAAACACAUCAAAGCUUAAAUGGACGACAAGACAGCUACUGACAGCGGGAGUGAGAGGAUGGUGCCUGUCUCCGGUACUGAUAUGGACCGUCUUCAGGACUUAUCCAUUUACUUCUCAGGAUUCGUGAAAGUGGGACCAGAACGUGUCAUAAUGCGUUCUUUCUACACAGACUGGUACUCCAAAUAUGAUAACUUCCCAGUUUACCAAGAUGACAUCUGGGUCGUAACUUACCCUAAGUCAGGAACCACCUGGGCCCAGGAGCUGGUGUGGUGUCUGAUUAAGGAUCCCAAAAGUCCAGAGGGUAAACUAGAACUGAAGAAGAGGUUCCCAUUCUUUGA
Molecule: messenger RNA, 974 nt
Organism: Cherax quadricarinatus
Lineage: Eukaryota; Metazoa; Arthropoda; Malacostraca; Decapoda; Parastacidae
Source: RefSeq, a predicted model, not a curated record